CUGCGUCCGUAUAUUGAAAAAUAAAUAAAAAAUAAAUAAAAAUACAAAGAAGACAGAGAUCAAACUAUCACUCUUCCGAUUCAACAAGAUCUAGUUUUUCUACUCAAAUCGCAGUGAGUCUUACCUAAAUCUCAGAAUAGGGCGAAUUGCGACGUGAAUUUGAAGAAAUCUGAAUCAUCCAUGGCACCUCCAGCUCAAUCUCAUCGAUCCCCUUCUCCAUCGCAGCCGUCCGGAAAGGGAGAGGUUUCGGAUCUUAAAACGCAGCUACGGCAGUUGGCAGGUAGCCGAGCUCCUGGAACCGAUGACACGAAGAGAGAGUUGUUCAAGAAGGUUAUAUCGUACAUGACUAUUGGGAUCGAUGUAUCAUCAGUUUUUAGUGAAAUGGUGAUGUGCUCGGCUACCUCUGACAUUGUGCUGAAAAAGAUGUGUUAUUUGUAUGUUGGGAACUACGCAAAGCACAAUCCGGAUCUUGCACUUUUGACUAUUAACUUUCUUCAAAGGGAUUGCAAGGAUGAGGACCCCAUGAUUCGGGGGUUGGCUCUGAGGAGUUUGUGUUCACUUGGUGUGGCGAAUUUGGUGGAGUACUUGGUGGGGCCAUUGGGUAAUGGGCUAAAAGACGGGAAUAGCUAUGUGAGGAUGGUUGCAGCUGUCGGAGUGCUCAAGCUGUACCACCUAUCGGCGUCAACAUGCUUGGAUGCUGAUUUUCCGCCUCUGUUGAAGCAAUUAAUGCUCAAAGACAAAGAUGCACAGGUUGUUGCAAACUGUUUAACUUCGCUGCAAGAGAUCUGGAGUCUCGAAGCAAGCACAUCCGAGGAAGCAGCAAGAGAGAGAGAAAUGUUGCUUAGCAAGCCAGUUGUAUAUUACUUUUUAAAUAGGAUGAAAGAGUUCAGUGAAUGGGCCCAGUGUAUUGUCUUAGAGUUGGUUUCUAAGUAUGUCCCUGUGGAUAGUGAAGAAAUCUUUGACAUUAUGAAUCUUCUUGAAGAUAGACUUCAACAUGCAAAUGGUGCAGUCGUCUUGGCCACUAUUAAGGUCUUUUUGCAUAUGACGCUGUCCAUGACCGAUGUUCACCAACAGGUCUAUGAGCGAAUUAAAGCUCCUCUGCUCACUUUGGUAAGCUCAGGAAGUCCCGAACAAUCGUAUGCAGUCCUUAGCCACCUUCAUUUACUUGUGAUGCGUGCGCCAUACAUUUUCUCUUCGGACUACAAGCACUUCUACUGCCAGUAUAAUGAACCGUUUUAUGUCAAAAAGUUAAAGCUUGAUAUGUUAACUGCUGUGGCAAAUGAGAGCAAUACGUAUGAGAUAGUGACCGAACUUUGUGAAUAUGUUGCCAAUGUUGAUAUUCCAAUGGCAAGGGAAUCAAUUCGAGCUGUGGGUAAAAUUGCUUUGCAACAAUAUGAUGUGAAUGCCAUAGUUGACCGACUGCUCCAGUUCUUGGAAAUGGAAAAGGAGCAUGUGACUGCUGAAACUCUUGUUCUUGUUAAAGACCUGCUUAGAAAAUAUCCGCAGUGGAGCCACGACUGCAUAGCAGUUGUUGGGAAUAUCAGUAGUAAAAAUGUUCAGGAACCAAAAGCCAAAGCUGCUCUCAUUUGGAUGCUCGGAGAAUAUGCUCAAGAUAUGCAAGAUAGUCCUUAUAUUCUGGAGGGCCUUGUUGAGAACUGGGACGAGGAGAACUCUGCCGAGGUUCGUCUACAUCUUCUUACAGCAGUAAUGAAGUGCUUCUUGAGAAGAGCACCAGAGACUCAAAAGGCACUAGGGGAUGCUCUAGCAGCUGGUGUUGCUGAUUUUCAUCAGGAUGUUCACGAUCGAGCGCUAUUGUACUAUAGGCUUCUAAAGUAUGAUGUUUCUGUUGCUGAGCGCAUAGUAAACCCUCCAAAACAAGCUGUUUCAGUCUUUGCAGAUACACAAAGUAGUGAAAUGAAAGAUCGCAUCUUCGAUGAAUUCAACAGUCUAUCUGUUGUGUACCAAAAGCCAUCCUACAUGUUCACUGACAAGGAACACAGAGGCCCAUUUGGUUUCUCAGAGGAACUCGGUACUCUAUCUAUUGGCACCGAGCCCUCAGAUGGUGCAGUUGCUGCUCAGAGAGUCGAGGCAAAUGACAAGGACUUGUUAUUGGGUACUUCUGAGAAGGAAGAGAGUCAUGGUUAUGGAAACAAUGGUUCUGUAUAUAGUGCCCCUUCCUACGAUGCCUCGACGACAGCUGGUGCUUCUCAGGGCCACUUUGACCUUGUAUCGAUAGACCAACCAUCUACACUACAUCCACCUUCUGGCUUUGCCAUUGACGAUCUACUCGGUCUUGGAAUGCCAGCCACACCCAGUUCUGCUCCUCCUGCGUUGCUGCUUAACGCCAAAGCUGCCAUAGACCCGAAUGCAUUUCAGCAGAAAUGGCGCCAACUACCAGUAUCUUUAUCACAGGAAACCUCUAUAGAUCCACAAGGAGUGGCGGGAAUGACGAAUCCUCAAGCCCUCCCUCAGCAUAUGCAAGGCCACUCCAUCAACUGCAUAGCAUCAGGCGGCCAAGCCCCGAAUUUCAAGUUCUUUUUCUUCGCACAGAAGGCAGAGGGUUCGUCUGCUUAUCUCGUGGAGUGUGUCAUCAACUCAUCGUCGUGUAAAGUGCAACUAAAGAUCAAAACCGAUGACCAGGUGACAUCACAGGCGUUCUCCGAGCUGUUCCAGUCUGCACUGUCUAAAUUCGGUUCUGCUUAGACUUUACAUUGACGGUUUUAGUUUCAAUUUUGUCUGGAAAUCGAUGAACAGUGGAUAAAGUCUUGUAAAAUUUGAUUUGUGUAAUUGAAUUGAAAUUAAAUUGAAGGCAACACAUUAUUCAUAUUUA
Molecule: messenger RNA, 2830 nt
Organism: Salvia hispanica
Lineage: Eukaryota; Viridiplantae; Streptophyta; Magnoliopsida; Lamiales; Lamiaceae
Product: adaptin family protein
Biological process (GO): vesicle-mediated transport; intracellular protein transport
Cellular component (GO): clathrin adaptor complex; membrane coat
Molecular function (GO): clathrin binding
Source: RefSeq, a predicted model, not a curated record